Molecule: messenger RNA, 3679 nt
Organism: Styela clava
Lineage: Eukaryota; Metazoa; Chordata; Ascidiacea; Stolidobranchia; Styelidae
Source: RefSeq, a predicted model, not a curated record
AAUAUAUACAUAUCCAAUAUUUUAUCGAACGAUUGACGUUAUCUUAACGAAAACGGAAGUAUGUCUUGGACUGCCUCUUUCGAUUACGCUACGAGUUUUGUUGGUGUUUCGACCUUUAUAUUCUGCUUCUAUAUGAUGAAAAGACCAAAGGGUUUUCCACCUGGUCCAUAUGGACUUCCGAUCGUCGGUUAUAUCCCAUUCAUUGGAAUAAAUCCCGGAGAAACUUUGCGACAAUUGAAGGAAAAAUAUGGAUCUGUGAUGUCUGUACAAAUGGGGCGAGAUGAUUGGGUUAUAUUGAAUGACUUUGACAAUAUUAACGAGGCACUGGUGAAACAAGGAGAUAAAUUUUCCGGACGCCCAGAAAAUUAUGUUUUUGAUCUCAUAACAACAGGUCGAGCUCUAAACACUAGAGAUUACGGACCUGUCUGGAAAGAUUUGCAUAAGUUUGGAUUGAUGACUUUAAAAGGAUUUGGUGUCGGCAAGAAAGGAAUGGAGGCAAAUGUAAUCGAAGAAACACCUUUUCUAAUAGAAAAUUUGACAAGUAAAAACGGACAAAGAUUGCAUGCGAAGCUAUUUCUAGCCGUGUCAAAUAUUAUUUGCCGAGUCAUAUUGGGUUCGAGGUUUGAAUAUAAUGACAAAAAAUUCAAUCACAUGCUGGAAAUCGUUCAGAAAUAUGCCGAAAACACAACGCAUUCCAAACUCUUGACAGCGUUGUCAUUGGCCCCACUGUUACGAUUCUUCCCGCCAUUCAAAGGAGUUGCAAAGAUUACCAAAGAUGAUUCAAACAGUAUGUUAGGUUACUUACGCGAGAUAGUCGAGAAGCACGAAUCCAACUUUGACGAAAACGACAUUCAUGACUUCAUUGAUGCCUUUCUAGUUGAGAUGAAAAGAAGCAAAACGAACGAUAAAAGCUUCAAUAAACAAAUGCUCAUUCAAUUCAUUCGAGAUCUUUUUGACGCUGGAUCAGAAACAACAAGCACAACCUUAGCAUGGGCACUGUUGUGCUUUGGAAAUUAUCCAGAACGACAAGAACGAAUAGCAGAUGAAGUUAUUAAAACACUGGGUGAAGACGGUGUACCAAGUAUGAAACAUCAAAGUGAAAUGCCUUAUACAUGUGCUUUCAUACAUGAAUUGAUGAGACAUCGAACGUUAGCCCCAUUGAGUAUAUAUCACAAGACCAACGAAGAAGCGACUCUUGAUGGAUACACAAUUCCUAAAAACACGACGGUCGCUCCCAAUCUAUGGGCUGUGCAUUUUGACCCCAAACACUUCGAAAACCCGGAAGAAUUUCGACCUGAGAGAUUUCUCGACCGUGACGGAAAAUUCGUCAAAUCAAAUCACGUGAUCCCCUUUUCAAUCGGUCCUAGAAGUUGCCUAGGAAUACAACUGGCCAAGAUGGAGAUUUUCAUCUUUCUAACUGGAAUAGUUCAAAAGCUGAAGGUUUUGCCCGACCCAAAGAAACCCCUCCCGUCCUUCCAUGACGGUUGUUUCAGCCUAGUCACUUACCAACCGCGUGAUUUUGAAGUUAUUUUUGAAAGACGCUAAAUGACUUGGGAAAUAUAUCUUGUACAUAAGAACGUUAUAAAUCGGAUGCUUUAAUCCAGAGGGGCGCCACUUGAACAAUUUAGUAAACGUAUAUCAUAGAUUCUUAGACUCCUGUAACUUUUCAAUAAAAUCAGUGAUGAAUAUUGCUCCAAUCUCUGACUAGAUAGAUACCAGCAGCUUUAACAGCAGCUAUUUUUUAUAUUAUUUUAAAAUUGCCUUUUUUUCAAAAUUCCUACAUUCGUCCACUUGCUUUUUUCUUUCAUUACACUGAGCAAAACAGAACUUGAAUUUUAAUUACUCCAAAACUUGUAAUUUGUUUGAUUUGGUUUCAAAUGUAUAUAUUUCACUAUAUGAAAAUUACAAAUAUUUUAUUUACAAAAGUUCAACUUUGACUUUGAAAUAACUCGUGUUUAUCUGCCACUUAGAUAAAAUUGACAUUAAGGAAGCUCCGGUGAUAAACGAAUUCAGAUGUAUGAUUCGGUAUUCAUUAAAAAAUAAAUUCCCUCAGGUAUUAUAUAAAAUUGAUUGUUGUAUCAUGAAAUAGCAUUCCAACAAUUUAUUGAGAAAUCAAAACAGGUCAAAUUUUGGAAUUUGGCAAUAAACUGUGCAUAUUUAUGUAAACAUGGGUGCAAGUAGACUAAAUAAAUAUGUUUUCAGCAUUUACCGUCAACGCGAAUGAAUGCACUACAUUUUGCAGACGUCAAACUAACAUAUGUGAUUUACUGUUGACCUCCGCCCUUGCCGGGCUGUCAACAAGUUCUGAACAAUUUUCCAAACAAAGUAAUGUCCUGUGUUGCAAUACCUUCAAAUUUUUGUUUUUUUUUGCAGAAAAACUUCUUACAGCAAAACUUGAUACAUAUCAAUCAUUUAUAAAUACCAAUUUUAUUUAACUAUUAUCAUGGUGUAUGAAGUCAGUAAAUAUAACUAUGUUGUUGGAAAUUGAAAACUGUAAUGUGGCUCAUUCAAAAACAUAAAAAUCUUAAUAAGCUGCAACAGAAUUUCAGCAAUGCUAUGAAGCUGCCAAAAAAAAGUAUCGCAAUUUCUCAAUAUUAUUGCUAAUACAUAGAAUCAAAAUGAAAUCAAAAUGUUUCAAAACGAAAUGGAAUCGAGUAGAUUUACGGGUAUUGUAAAUACUAUUGAUACCAUCAUGAAUUCGUAACAAAUAAUGUCAAAGUUCACGACUCAGCAACUCUUUGCUUUAUUUACCUAAUUUAUGUCGUUGAAGUAUGGAGUGAUCCCAAAGAAAACAGAAUCCAUAAAUUUCCUAAUUAUAACAACGAAAAUAAAAAAAAUUCAUUUAUAACGCAAACUUUUGUUAGUGUAUAAAUUCAGUAAUCUAGGAUGGUUUGCAAAAAAGUGGUUUUCUUCUAUGGAAUAUAUUUUAUAUGGCCUAAUCAGGUCCGUUUUUUUUUAAUUUCACGAUCGAUCGAUUGGAUAAUACGUAGGAAAAUAAUUCCUGUAAGAAGAUAUGCGACUAAAUGUCGACACAUUGUAUUUUGUUAGCAAUUUUUCUUUAAACAUUCAUAUUUUCAAAGUGUUCAAAUACUUUUUUUAAAUAAGAAUUGUUUUUCAAACCACGACAAUGCACGAAUGAACAAUUCAAAUUAAGAUAAUUACUAAUUUUGAACCUUCAAAUGACCGUCAUGUUCUGCGAUGAUUUGCAAAAAUAGCGAGGCAAACUUGAUUUAAACAAGAAUUGAACAACAUUACUCAUAGUUAGAUGAACAUAUAAUCUUGACAAUUUGCAUAGAAUUUGAAUUUUUGUUUUUCAAUCAAUCUAUUGAUAGUAUUUAGUAGUUAAUAAAAGCCAAACUAAAGCUGAUUCUUGAUUUUAGAUGUGACCUUGAGCUAAAUACUGAAAUAAAUUUUGUGGUCAUUUAUUUUGAUUGAGUUUAAUGCUUUUUUCUAAAUAUUAAAUAUAUUGAUAUCAAUUUACUGUUAUUGCUUUGUUAGAUGCUGAUGACGUUUUGAGGAAUAUUUUAAUUAAGCUUUUUAGUUUUACUGCAAAUUCGUUUAUCGAGGGCAAGAAAUUAUCUUGUUCAAUCUAUAGAAGAAAGCGCUUUUUCUGUUGACAAAAAUUAAAAUUUAAAUGGGAAGUAAUGUAAAAAUUAUUAAAUUUUCCAUUUGUAAAAAA